This is a messenger RNA of Triticum aestivum (bread wheat), 1310 nucleotides long. Its product is annotated as probable protein phosphatase 2C 48. Gene Ontology annotation, biological process: protein dephosphorylation. The transcript is spliced from 4 exons. Gene Ontology annotation, molecular function: protein serine/threonine phosphatase activity. Lineage: Eukaryota; Viridiplantae; Streptophyta; Magnoliopsida; Poales; Poaceae. Bases 1 to 732 code for a protein of 243 amino acids. The record is from RefSeq and is a predicted model, not a curated record.
AUGUUAUUUCCAACAUCUUCAUAUUGGUUAUUGGGUUAUUCAUGUUUGUUCUCGGUUUCUCAUGUCGCUCUCUUCUCUGUCCAGGGAUACGGGUGCCAGGACGACACCAUCUUCUGCGGCGUCUUGGACGGGCACGACCAGUCGGGCCACUACGCCGCCAAGGCCGUCCGGGAGUCGCUACCGCAGUCGCUUCUGUGCCGCUGGCAGGAGGCCGUCGCGCUGGCGUCGCUCAUCGACGGCGAGAAGAGGCUCAGCAACUGCCAUUUUUACCUCUUGAGGCGGUCCUACCUGGCCGCCGCCGCCGCCGCCGUGGACGAGGAGCUCCGCCGGAGCCGGCGCCUCGACGCCGUCAACAGCGGCUGCACGGCUCUGUCCAUCGUGAAGCAGGGCGACCUGAUGGUGGUCGCGAACGUCGGCGACUCGUGGGCCGUCCGUGUGACCACGUCGGACGACGGGGACGUCACAGCUGUCCAGCUCACCAUCGACUUCAAGCCCGGCUUACCCCAGGAGAAGGCACGCAUCAUGCUGUGCGAGGGCCGCGUGCACUGCCUCGACGACGAGCCUGGCGUGCACCGGGUGUGGGUGCCCCACUGGGAGGCGCCGGGGCUGGCCAUGUCGCACGCGUUCGGCAACUACUGCGUCAAGGACUACGGCGUCAUCUCGGCGCCGGAGGUGACGCAGAGUAGGAUCACCGCCCGGGACCAGUUUGUCAUCCUGGCCACCGACGGGUGAAGAAGCAUUGCAAGACUCCAUCAGAAAAUGGACCCGCGGUAGACUGCAUCCGCAUCGGCGCAUGGGCGAUGCCGACAUUGGACAGCGGCAGGGUGUGCAAAGUCUGCGCUUCUGAUGGACCUUCACCACCAACUGCCAUGCUCUCUACCAUCCUUCUCGCUCCUCCCCAUCUCUAUGCCACAGCUCGCAGGCUAGCCCAACCUCUGCUGCCUUCCUUUCUGCCUCACCUCCCCUGAACUAUCUGCAGCGGCGUGACCUUCUUUUGUGAGACAGAAACUUGGGCGUGGUUCAGUCUUUUUUUGGGGGCUCAGUUCAGUCUGUGGUAUGGUUCAGUUCAAUGAAAGAACGAAGAUGACUUGCGUGACCUGCUCCUGUGUGAGAUAGAAAAUUGGGCUUGCAGUUUGGGCUUGCAGAGUUGCAGUUCAGUUUUGGUGUGGUUAAGUUGAGAGUAAAAGAUUCUCUCAAAUAAAAGUUGAGAGUAAAAGAAAGAAAAAGCAAAAGAGAGAGGAUAAGAAAUGUGUGCUAGAGAAAAAAUCCUUCCAUUUUUUUACUCUCCACUGCACCUGGGCUUUCAUUAG